Varroa destructor (honeybee mite) is the source of this 3143-nucleotide messenger RNA. RefSeq lists its product as uncharacterized. Gene Ontology annotation, molecular function: RNA binding; zinc ion binding. NCBI's taxonomy places the organism in Eukaryota, Metazoa, Arthropoda, Arachnida, Mesostigmata, Varroidae. The record is from RefSeq and is a predicted model, not a curated record.
CACCGGUGUGUCGGUCACAAUCUGUGAAGCUAAUCUCUUUGACUAAUAGAUAGAAAAAUUUUAUUCAUCUUGGGUGGAUAACUCACUUCAGUACAAUAAUAGUUGCUUUAAGGCUAUUUUGAUUAUCGAAGGUUAUUGCUAGUAUUUUUAUUGAUUGAUUUUUACACACGUGAGCAGUCUUCGAAACGGCUAAUCUCGCUUGUUAACAAAGCAAUCUAUUUGCAAUAUAGCAGAAUAUGCAAUUGACGAAUAAAGGCCGGUGUCAUUUUUUGGCGCUCUUUUAACAAUAAUAAUAAUAAAUUCGGAUUUGUGGAAACCACAAAAGAACGUGUGAGAAUUAGGCAAUCAAAUUGUCUAAACAAGCUCGAAAUUGCGUCUGUCAGUUUUACAGGUAAUGAUGACUCAAAUCGAAUAAGCAGUCAAAUGAAUGAUCACUAGCGUGCACGCUACACGUUAUAACGCAUGGCUUCGUACCCUCGCAAACUCGCGCCAAGAUAUGGUCGUGCUAUUGCGUGAAUAGCAGAUGACAUCUUCUAAAUAGGACAACGCGUACACAUUCGACCCAUUAAAAGCGCGAGUGCAGACAUCGUGGACGACAUUUGCUGCGAAUGAACCCAAUCGUCGGUGAAGUUCGUUACCCUUAGCGUAACUCUACUCAAACGGCAGCCAUAAAAAGCGACUAGAAAACUAACGGACCAAUUGUGUAAUCCUGUCUGCUUAAUAUUAUAUCACCUAUCAGGUGGACGUGUCUUUGAAUUUGCGUACAAUUUGUGCAUUACAAUGUUGGAAACUGUUCCUAGUCCGGACUUUCUCAGUGGCGUAGAUUGGCGCAUGGAUUUACCGGAGGGUUCAUUUCCGUCGAGCAAAUGGAACGCAAACGAACCAACGCAGUCCGCGGCCAGUCGAAGAAGCCCAAUACUGACACAAAUAGGCUCGGCCUUCAGCUUUGUUUCGAACAACUCUCCCGGGCAGAAGAACAGUUCGGCCAUUGGCGAAGGAAUCCCGUUGUCGAAGACGGGAGGAUCUGCGGGCAUUCCUAUCGCCCAAAGCUCUGUAUGGUCACCGAAGCAGAAUACUGACCCUCUACACGACAUUCGUACGAGCAUACAGAAUGGUUCUCUGUUCAAAUUCGCAGAGUCCACUCUGGCAAAUCAAUUUGGCUCAAUGCACCUGCUCGGUCAAAGAGUUUCUACUAGUAGCUCUGACACCAACAGCAGCAAUUCUGGUAAUAGUAACGGAAACAAUCUAAAUAACGGAAGAAACCCUAGCAAGCAUCAAACUUCGGAAUCGUCGUCUACCUCCUCAAUGGCUUCUCUGCAGUACCCAGUUUCCCAGGCUUCGUGGAGUACUAUGGUGCAGAAAAAUCCUCGGCCCAUAAAGCAAGCCCGAAGUCGUCCUCGACCGGCGAAAACGUUUACUUUCACAGCGUCGGGAUGUUGCAGUUCACCGAAAAUCAGAGUCAUCUGCACUGCUUGUAACGAAGAGCACGUAACCAAGGUCAAUGAGGAGUUGAGGCCAAGGGUCAUUCCCGUAGCGACUUCGCAGCUCGGCUUUUGCCGUUUCUGCCAAUCUAACGGUGAUCCAGCUGAGGUUUAUCAGAGCCACUGUCUACGAUCGGAUGACGGUAAGGUUACAUGCCCCGUGUUGCGUGAGUACAACUGCCCGAUUUGCAAGAACGGCGGGGGAGAUUAUGCCCAUACAAUCAAGUACUGCCCGUUUGCGCGCAAAGCGAAACCGUAGAUUCGGGAGUCGGCCAGCACUGAACGCUAGAAGCGAGAGUGCCCUGAAAUUGGCCUCGGAAAAAGCGACACUAAGGAGCACAAUAUAUGCCUUUUACAUUAUCGAGCACGUAGGAAAUAAUGUGAAUCGAAAUAUUAAAAAAUAUGUGUAAGGAUGGCGGGCGAAAUACUGUAACAACAUGUUGGAGGUUUUUUUUUUUUGCUGUAGAUGUCUACGAGAUAAGCCAAGUAGGUGAGCGGCAGUGUUGCGAAUCCAUGACAGUGGUACAUUAAAGCAUGGAAGUUCGCUUACGAGUUCGAGCUCGUUACUCGGCUUCUCUUUUCAGGCGUCUGUACGGUAAAUGACGGGUUUUACUUUCCUAAACUAAAUACACUUUUUAUUAACUGCUUUAACAUAUCUUCUAGGGAGCUCUACACAUGAGCUGUACGGUAGGAGGCACUUAACGGUUGUAUAGUUUUUCAGCGCAAUGGUUGCUGGUACCGCGCUUAAUCCGAAUGAAAUGACUACGUGGUGUUGGUGGCCGUUGUAAAGCACGUUGAUGCGGCAGUUGUGAGCUUUACAUGCCCCGGUAUUGCACGUAAAAUUGUUGUGUAUCAGAUCUGUCAAAGGGAUUUUUACAUUGUAGUUUGUAGUUCAAUCUGGAUGAGAACUGGCUCAGGGCGUCUCUCGUCUGUGAUUGUCGAUGCAGCGUGUGACGACUCGAAAACCAGUGACGAUGAAAAAAUGCUUUCAGGCGUGGAAAGGCUGGCCGGCGCGUUCUAUAAUAGCAAGGAAUUUCUAUUAAUUGAUAUCAUUGCACAUAUGUCGAAUUGACAAAAAAAAAAAAUAUGUGAUGAUAAUAAUCACUGAUCAGUAACAACUGGACGUGUGUUUUGUUGAGCACCAUUCUUUCAUUUCACGAUAGUUAACAGCUGUAGUCAUUUAGUCAAUGACUCUCGAAAUGAUCAGGUAAACAAAUGAGAGUAACCGUAUUUGUUAAUCUCCACUGACGUAAUUAUCAUUAAAAGUAUUAUUAUUAUUAUUAUUACUAUAAUUAUGCUUAUUAUUAUUAUUAUUAUUAUUAUUAUUAUUGUUAUUAUUAUCACUGUUAUUUUGAUCACUACCGAUUCGAAAUAAGGCAAAGUAUGGACGAAUACCACGCGAUUGUCCGGUCCAUUUCACAAUUUCGAAACAUUCGAUUUGAAAGUCUGUGAUUGUUUAUCAAUGCUUGAUUCCUUCAUAACUUAUCAUUGUUAAGUGCGUAUUUACAUUUAUUUCAAAAUGACAGACAAACCUAAUUGCAAGUGAUAAGGAAUUUCUUGUUCCAAACGUGUGCCUAUAUUGUGUACAUAUUCUAAUAAUCGACAUUAUAAUACUUAUACUGUCAUAUAAAUGAAUUUCAAAUUAAAGAUAUUAUAAACGUU